Cannabis sativa is the source of this 956-nucleotide messenger RNA. RefSeq names its product transcription factor MYB2. The transcript is spliced from 3 exons. Gene Ontology annotation, cellular component: nucleus. Gene Ontology annotation, molecular function: sequence-specific DNA binding; DNA-binding transcription factor activity. Gene Ontology annotation, biological process: regulation of DNA-templated transcription. The coding region runs from base 120 to 956 and encodes 278 amino acids. NCBI's taxonomy places the organism in Eukaryota, Viridiplantae, Streptophyta, Magnoliopsida, Rosales, Cannabaceae. The record is from RefSeq and is a predicted model, not a curated record.
GCCAUAGAAUUUGGAACACAACAAAACCUUUUACUAAACCAAACACAACAAUACUACCAUAAUUCAAAAAACCAAGAAGCUUUGUGUUUUAGUUUUUUCUUCUCUAAUUAUCUCUAUACAUGUAUUGGGGUGCCAUGGCUGGUCAUAUGGGUUGGGGUAUAAUAGAAGAAGAAGGUUGGAGGAAAGGUCCUUGGACUUCUGAGGAAGAUAGAUUGCUUAUUGAGUAUGUUAGACUCCAUGGUGAGGGUAGGUGGAACUCUGUUGCUAGGCUUGCAGGGCUGAAAAGGAAUGGAAAGAGUUGUAGAUUGAGGUGGGUGAAUUAUUUAAGGCCAGACCUUAAAAGGGGUCAAAUAACUCCACAUGAAGAGAGCAUAAUUCUUGAGCUUCAUGCUAGAUGGGGAAACAGAUGGUCAACAAUAGCAAGAAGCUUACCUGGAAGAACUGACAAUGAGAUCAAGAACUAUUGGAGAACCCAUUUCAAGAAAAAGCAAGCCAAAGUUACUUCUGAUGCUUCCGAAAAGGCGAAAGCUCGCCUCUUAAAGAGGCAACAAUUUCAUCAGCAACAGCUUCAUCAACAGCAACAGCAACAGCAACAACAGCAGCAACAACAACAACAACAGCAACUUAAUCAAAUGGAGUUGAAAAGAAUCAUGGGUUUACUCGAAGAAAACGAACAUAACAAGUCUCAACAAGGGUUACCUCAAAAUAGGCAAGAAAUGAGCAGUGUUGCAUUUCCUCAAACAGUUGAUGAGCAAAACUUCCUUUACACUAUGCUGAAUGUUAACAACAAUGUCUCAGCUGUUCCUGAAGCACAAGCCAUUAAUGAGGACAUUCUGUGGGAUGGGUUAUGGAACUUAGAUGAUUUCCAUGGCAAUGGUAAUGGUAUGAACUUUAAUGCAAAUUGUUCUAAUGGCAAAGCUAAUACUCUUCACAACUUGGUGGUACCCUUUUGUUGA